UUAUCAUUCAUUCACACACAAACACAUAAUUAGUUCAUUCAAGUCAGUCAAUUGAAUUUUGUUACAGUCGUCGACGAAUUAUGGCGAGUAAUAUCGUAUUUUUCUACAAAGAAAGAUACUUUUUAGUAAAAUUGUAAAUAUUUAAACUCAAAGACAUUAUGUGACAUAAACCAGUGGUUUGAAGUGCUUGUGAUUUAUUACUUUGUGCGUUUUUGAAGUGUUAUUUUUUUCGUGAAUUGCUAAAUUCCGUGCUCAACACAUAUCUCUAUAAAUCAACGCCAGCCAAAGACAAGACUGAAUUUUUUACAUCUACAUAGAGCUAUGUAGACUAUUUUACAAAAAAAAAAAAAAGAAAUAUAUACUACAUUCCAGCAUGUUCCACUGACGCGCAUGCGCCAAAGAGUUGUAUUGGCAGCCAUUUUGUGUAGCGAUACCAAUACAAAAUGUCGUCUCCCGCCAUUAGAUCGGUCGUCGAAGAGAAGGACGGCGACGAAGCGGAGGAGAAACUUCUAGAAGGAAACCAAGUGUACAUAGUACCGCCUGGCUCCCAGAACGAUGAGGGGCUUCUUUCGGUGAAGUCUUCGAAGAAAGUAAAACUCCCAGAAGAUGAAGGCCCAACGGUGGGAGCGGGUCGCUUCACUAUCGGCCCGGCGCCAGAGAGGGAUUGGGAGAUGGUGCCGCCGGACGGCAAGUGGGGAUGGUGCGUGCUCGUAGGUGCGACCCUGGUUAAUAUCUUAAUCCCCGGGACCAUUAAGUCGUUCGGAGUACUCCUGGUAGAAUUCAAUGAUGUCUUCGACGCAUCACCAACAGCCUCGUCGGGCAUUGUCGCUUUGUGUUAUUUUUUGUACAGCAGUUUAGGUCCCCUAUCAUCAAUCCUAUCAGUGAAGUGGUCGUACAGGACGGUGACCCUAAUCGGAGGCAGCUUCGCAGCGUUCGGAAUGAUUUUCAGCAGUUAUGCGUUCUCUAUCAGCUAUUUGUACUUAAGUUUUGGAGCUAUGGUGGGGACAGGUGCAGGCCUGGCUUUCCCGCCUACAGUAUACAUCGUGACUUCGUACUUCGUCCGGCUCAGGGGUCUGGCGAACGGCAUCUGCAUAUCGGGAUCGGCUUUCGGCAGCAUUAUACUACCGCCGGUGCUGCGGUAUCUUCUCGAAACAUAUGGUUACAAGGGAGCGGUGUUAGUGCUUGGUGGUAUCAUGCUGAAUGUGUGGGCUGCUGCAUUACUGUUCCAACCGGUUGAAGAACAUAUGGUGAAGAAGUACAAGGAGCCUGAGGAAGACGAUGAUGGGCCACAGGACGACAUCCUCUUCGAAGAGGAAGAACCCAUUGAAGCGUACAAUAUGACGUCACACAACGCAAAACCCGAGAAUGGGCAUCCAGAGAUGACGAAGGAAAAUUCAGAAAAGAAUCUUCCGCUGUCUUUGACUAACAGCCAAAGUUGUAUGCCUUCCCUCUCGUCGACGAACCAACUAAGACACAAUCACUCGAAAAGAAAACUCUCGUACACCCGUCCCAUACAGAAGCCAUACAGUUCCACCUCAAUAACAAGAUUGGGCUCACAAGAAGCCUUCGCGAGACGGCUAAGCUCCUCGGGACCGAAAAGAAACUAUUCAACAUCAAGUUUCGCCUAUGUGACCACUCCAUUCCACGGUUCUACCCUAUCAGCGUUCGAGCGACCAAACGAGUUCGCCUCCCAAUUCUCCCUGAAGUCCAUAACGGAUUCAGUAGUAGACGUGGCGUACUGCUGUUUCUGCUGCAAGAAGAAAGAACGUAAAGAAUCCAACAAGUUCUUCGACUUAAGCCUGCUAUCAGAUCCCACAUAUUUGGUCAUAUUGCUCUCGAGUAGUACAGUAGCUAUAUCUUGCACGAAUUUUAUAAUUCUUCUACCAUCACAUGCUAAGGAGAUUGGCUUCGAUAAGUCCGCUGGCGCGUUGCUACUAAGUACAGUGUCCGCUUUGGAUUUGGUCGGCCGAGUUGGCGGCUCGGCGUUGUCCGAUUUGAAUUUGAUCCCGAAAACGUUCUACUUUGUCGGUGGUCUCUUCUUCUCCGGAUUGUCUCUGGUCAUUCUUCCAUUUUUGAAAUCUUAUUCCGCCAUAAGCGUUUGCUGCGCUCUGUUCGGAUUGGCGUCGGGUAUAAACAACGGUGUAACAACAUUGGUCAUGGCCGAAAUAUUGGGAUUGGAGAGGUUUAUGUCCACUUAUGGGAUCAGUUUGUUCGUCAACGGUAUAUUGCAGUUGGUCGGUCCACCCAUAUGUGGAAUAUGGUUUGAGAGGGAAGGGAACUAUUUGAGUAUGUUUAUAACAUUUGGUUUUAUAUUUAUUGGCGGCGCAUCUUUAUGGUUGCUAAUGCCAAUUAUUAAUUGGAGAAAGAGACUUGAACCAUUCGUGGAAGAAGAAGCCGGUGACAUGGAAGUGUCUUGCAACCCCAAGAUGAUGUUAACACCUGACGACAUUACGCCCAUAUGCGAAAAGCACCCUAACGGAUCGCCGCCGAUCUUUAAAAACAAAUCCAACGCUAACUUCGAUGACAAAUCGUCGCCCAAUAAAGAAAAUUUCGCAAGAUCAGCCAGCGCGGCUCUAGUGACCUCAAGAGAUAUCGAGAAAAGCAGAAAAAUAUCUACCCCAGUAUCAUCGAAACAUGGUUUGCAGCAUAUCGCCAGCAAAAACCAUCUACCAAGCAACCCGUCUCUGCUAGAAUCGGUCCCAGAAGGCAGAAGUUCCAGAGUUAACUCUCAGGAAGCAUUUGGCAAAAAACUAGCAGUUCCAAAGACUCCGAAACGUAGCCCGUCAACAUCUAGUUUUCAAUACAUGUCGACACCUUUCCACGGCUCCACGUUAUCAGCUUUUGAGAAACCUAGCGAGUUUGCAUCGCAAUUCAGUCUAAAAUCCGUAACGGAAAGCUUAGCUCCGAUAGGUUACUGCUGCGGUUGGAAAAAGCGGCCAAAAGACGACGAAACAAAAAAGGAACCGAGCAAAUACUUCGACGUGCAACUUCUAAAAGACCCUAUCUACCUGGUCAUCCUGAUUUCGAAUUGUACAUGUGCAAUUUCGUACACGAAUUUCAUUAUCCUAGUGCCUUCUUACGCGCAAGAAUGUGGCUUCGACAAAUCGCUAGGGGCGUACUUACUAUCGAUAAUAUCCGCACUCGAUUUAAUCGGCAGAAUCGGUGGCUCAGCACUAUCCGAUCUAGUGAUGACCCCGAAACGUUAUUUCUUCAUAUUCGGCCUCUUGUUAUCCGGUAUCAGCUUGGCUAUAAUACCAUUGGUAUCCAGUUAUUUGGCAGUCAGUGCGUUCUGUUCAAUUUUCGGUAUCGCUUCUGGUAUCAACGUGGGUGUAACUGCUCUUGUCAUGACCGAAAUGUUGGGUACCGAGCGGCUUAUGUCCUCGUAUGGUAUUAGUUUGUUUGUGAAUGGCAUUGUGCAGUUAGUCGGACCUCCUAUCUGCGGAAUAUGGUUUGAACAUACCAAAUCGUAUAAAUCACUUUUUAUUACUCUCGGUUUUAUUUUAAUAAGCGGCGCAGCGCUAUGGGGGUUCGUUCCGUUUAUACACAGAAGAAGGAAGCUUGCCGAGAGGAAAUCCUUGUCUGAAAAGGCGUAAUUCUAUGUUACAGGUAUACAUGUUAAUAUUAAUCUAUAUUUAUUUAACGGUUACUAGCUAUUUCCUUAAAUCAAGAAGCGUCAAACCUAAUAGUGAUUGCAAAGUUAAUUCUGAAUCGAUGGCGAUAAAGUUAUGACCUUUUUCGUCUUCCAUCCCGCUUACAUUAUUUGAAGAGUAGUUGAUAGAGAGAGAUGAAAAAUACGUUGUCUUAAGCGUCGGCAGUUCUUGUUGCCAUCUCACUUACACACAGCGGUAUUAUCGAUACAGAUGUGAUAUAUUUCAAAUGGAAUUUAUUGGCAUCCAUUGUUUUAUAUUGCAAUUAAUUUUUGUAUUUAUACUUCUUGGUCGAAAUAGCAACUAAAAUGGCUGACAAAAUACUUUUGCUCGUUUAUGUAAUGGUACGCUUUAAAACGACUUUCUACCAAUAAAACUGAAGAUUUUUCAAAAGAUAUAUGAAUCAAAAAACAUUUAGAGCCAGCCUUCUGUACAAAUUUAACAGCAGAAUGGGAACAAUGGUGUAAAAUCACUGGCACUCCCUUGUCCCUUCUUAUGUUGCCUUAAAAGAAUUCUAUUGAUUUUUAAGAGAUAGAAAAUAACGCAAUCAUGUAACGGAAGAAAGAAUGAAAUAUUUGUAUUCAAAUUUAGAUUUAAAUAUUUUUAAAUAGUAAUUAUUUUUCAUUGCCACUCAUUCUGAACGCAAUUUCAGCCAAGAAGAACGGGUAAGAAAGGCAGCUGUUUUUUUUUUCAAAAGUUUAAUUAUACAAAUAAUUUGUAUGAAUACAAACUAAAUUGGUUUAUUACAUACAAAUUAAAAAACAUUUAUUUAUUAUUUUACCUGGGUUAUCUUGAUAUUUCGACCAGAUUACACCAGCCAUGGUCACGAGCAGACUUCACCGAAAUACAUAAUAUAGUUAACAGCUUUAUUUACUUUCUCUUAUAAACCAUGGAACGAAAAAGUUAAAAAUCUAAAAGUUAUAUCUUUGUAUGUAUAUACAAUACUUCUGAUUUAACCCAGUAUAGUAAAUAGAACACACCAAAUUAGGUAAUUUGAUAUACACAUAUAAAAUAAAAAUUUUAAACUCCGCCAGAAAUAAAAUACAUUAUGUAUUAAAAAUAUCAUUUCUCGUUUUACAUUUAAAACGCGUCAAAUUGCAUAUUCAUUACUAAUACAUUCCUUCUGUCAACGUAAUAUAUAUAUAUAUAUAUAUAUAUAUAUAUAUAUAUAUAUAUAUAUCAAAACAAACAAAUUUAAUACACAUUUCAACCGCUUACAUAAUAGUUACAAACCGAAUUGAAUUUUUUUUUUUUAUCUGAAAGGAUAUAAUUAUUAUUAUAUUUAUUUAUUCAGACACCAAAAGGUCUGAAUUCAGACUUUCUUCUUAUACUUACAGAUUGGUCCCGUAGAAGUGUUAUCAAAAUCGGCCAGUAUUUUAGUUUGAAUCGAAAUAAUUGUUUUUAUCACAGUUUAAGUUUUUCUGUGAGACUCAUCACACGUCUUUAGUUAUUCUUUAGUUUAGUUACUUCAUUUUCUGGCACAAAAUAAAUCUAUAAUUUAACAGUAGUAACACUAAGUCAAACGUGAUUAUAAAUAAAUAAAUAAUAUGAUAAAUAGAAGUGCGAACAAAUUACUUGCAAUUUUGAAUUUUAUGAUUUAUCUCAUUUGAUAAAAAAAUAAUAAAUGUAGAAAUUUAUAACCUAAAAUUUCUUUAUACCAAUAACUACUACUCAGUGAAUUAAUUUUGUUCUAUUUUCACGAUUAUCCUAUUCAUUUUCUCAAAUUUUUUGUAAUAUUCUACAACGACUAAGCCCAAAACGUAGUAGCUAUCUAGUUAAUAAAUUUCUCCUUUGAAGUUGAUUUUAAAGCAUUAUUCUCCAUCUUAAAUAAUAAAAAUUAAUUUAAUAUUUCUACAGAAUAAAUAUUUUAAACACCUACUGGUGUUAAACAAACGAAAUGCGUCAGAACUGUUUUAUUGUACAUUUAAUACUUGAUGACCCAUAACAAUCAAAUAACAUUUUUGGUAAUGCCAACUCGGAACCAACUCCAUUGGCCGAUAACACACAGCGUAAACCAGAAGAUUUAAAACUAUGAAACAUGCAUAGAAACUCCCUAAAAUGUAGAUUAGCACUAAUAAAGCAUAAUUUUUUAAAUUAUGAAAGUUUACGUAAAUUGUCGAUGAGAAAUCGCGUCGGGCGUAAAUCCCAUAAUAAUUUGGUCAAUUAAAUUGUAUUAAAAAUAAAAUGGAAGCAUUAUAAAUGUAAAAGAAAUAAUUGACAAAUAAUAUUAUUAAAUUAAUUACAUUAAACAAAUGUAAAGCUUUUUUAACAUAAAAAAAAUACAAUUAAAAAUUGUAUGAUUAUAUCGAUAUUUUUCUCGAUACUUCGCGCAUCCCUAUUUGAUAUGGUAAAAAGUCUACAAAAAUGUACUGAAGCUGAUAUUUAUUCUACUGCAAAUAUAUGUAUUGUGGGCUUUGAUUACAGUAAAAAAACAUAACGUAGGGCAUUAUCCUGCUGUAGGACUAUUCACUCACGAUAAAAUUGCAUAAGCGCGCGAGCUUCGAGAUAUCUUUAUGAAUGUUAAACUGUGUGCAGUGCAUUAGUCGAUGUUAUGUUAUCGAUAUUAAGUUAUUAAUUGUUUAUGGGGGGGGGGGCUGAUGUUCUAUAAAAAUAUAAACAAUACACAAAUGUUAUAAAAUAGAUAUUAAAGCAUUUUAGUAUUUCGCAAGUUGGCCAACUAAUUAUAUUUUAUUUUACACUCAUUGGAGUUUAUGUUACGUGUCAAGAUUAUGAGACGGAACUAGUCGAAGCAUUUUAGACUAAAAUCUACAUAAGUCAAUCGGGUUAUUUUUUAAUUCAAAUACCAAUAAAACUACAAUAUCUUUUAUAGUUUUGUAAUACUAUUGGAACUAUUUAUUGUGUACAUCCUAUAUUUUGAAAAUAUUAAUGGAAUCCUAUAUAUAAAUGAUAAUGUAAAAUGCCAUGUGAAUGUUUUUAUAAUGGGAAUUUAUUCACCCACCCAUUCAAUGCUUCAAAAGAACCAAUGUAUUUUAAGUUAAAUUUCGUCAAUAGAUGUACUUACAUAUUUUUAGUUUACAAGUAUAAUAGUAAUAAUUUAGUUAUUAAUUGUUUUUAAUUGGGUUGGGUAACUUUAUAUAUAAGUUUUUUGAAUAAUAAUUGUACUGACGAUUAGUUUAAUUUUACUAAGUUUUAAAAUUAAGUAAAAACGUUUGUUCUUAUUGAAAAUAAUGCAAUAUAACAGCACUAUAUCUUGAAAACUCAAAUUUUAGUUUGAUAAUGCAGCGAAUAUUACAAUUGUUGUUAUAAAGGCCGACAUAAAAUAAAUGUACUUAUAAUAAAAUUGAGUCAGAAAUAUUUUGUUUCGUAAGCACACAUUUUAAUGCAAUAACUACCGGUAUAAUAUUCAGGCUCGCGCUCGUGUCACAGCCAUACAUGAUUAAGGAUCACAAAUCGAUUCCGAUACUAGUCGAGCUUCCUUGAUUUUUUAUUUAUACGUAAGUUAAACCAGUGGUUAUUAAAAUAGAAAUACUUUACAUUUAUUUCUUCAUAAAACGACAACGCUCUCAUAAAGCAAUUUUAGCUAUUAUGUCUCUUUCUUUUGCGCUAAAUUCUCAGUUUUAAUGAAAGUGACAAAAUAGUGAGAUAUUAGUUUUUAUGAAUAAAAGCGUUAGUUUUUGAUGGUCUGUUAUAAAUUAAUUUCGCUAAACUAUCAAAAUAAAAAUUUCAGUUUUAUAAAGUUAGAGAAUGGAGCCAUAGGAUCGGCUCUGUUGCCAAACGACUGACAGCUAGAGUCAAAAGCUAUGUGCUUUAUAUAAAAUAUCCAGCCAUGUCGUUACUCAAAGAGAACGGACUUUGGAAUAGAUGGUUAACGCUAGAACAAACUUCACAAUCUGCAAAUGCAGGAAGAUUCUAUCCAGCGCUAAUUACCUAUACUAUAUUAUUAAUGCAAUAAAAAAUAUACUAGUAAUGUAGGUGCUCAGUUAAGAAAUUGAUUAUUAAUUAUGUUCAAAUAAAAUAUAUUAAAGUAGGUGAUUUUAUAGUGCAUUUGUUUAAUGAAUUUCAUAAAUCUUAGUUUAUAAGAUACAUUAUUGUAAUUAGAAAAUCUGAUGGUAAAUUAACGCAUCACCAAGUUAUAAAAUAAUCGAUUUACAACGCUACAAACAUAAGUUGGUGCUGAUAUUUCGAUUACAAAAACUCGACUCUAAAAUUAGUUAUUGACAAUUCAUGACCGCCAUAUUUAUUUUGCAAUCUCAUAUAGUUAAAGCACUGCCAUGAAUAAAAUUAAUAUAGUAACACCAAAAAUAAUAAUUAUCAUGAGUCAUACUAUAUUGUAUUUAUAUUGGCUUUACUCAUGAUUUUAAAUUCGGAGAUGCCCGAUUAGUUGCAACGAGCGACACAACCGUAAAUCACGCUCAUAAAUAAGGGCUCCUACUUCGAAACUAGUCGGGCAUCCCCGAAUUUAAAGACAUGAGUAAAGCUGACGUAAGUAAUUACAAGACAGCAAAAAUUGUAAAUUCGUCAACCCGUUAUUAAAUAUUUUCUUACACUCCAAAGAUCUUGAAUAUUAGAAAUAACAUUAGAAAUAACAAUCAAAAGAUGACCUCUUUUUUCGACUGAAUUACCUAAACUCGCUAAAAAGUUGGUCCUUUCCUUUGUCAUUGUGCUAGCAUGUAGCACUAUAAAACUUUCCAGUUUCAUUAUGUCAAUUUGUGGGCGCCUUAUUGCUUUCUUACUAGCAAAUCGCCCCGGCUUCACAUGGAUAUAAAUUCUACAUACAAACCUUCCAUAAAAAUAUCUAAAUUGUUUAGAAGUAUCUAAAAGAAUAAACAGACGGACGUGGGCAGAAACUUUGUUUUAUACUAUUUAAAUACCUCGAGAAACAAUGCAAUACGUCUUCGAUAUAUAUUUGUGUAAUUGAGUGUUAGUGUUUUUCAAUGAGAAAAUUAGGAAAGUAAUUUCUAAUCGUGAUUAUCUUUUACUUUCAAAAGGCUGCAAAUCAGCAAUCUUGGCAUAGCCAACUGUAGUACCGCUGUUAUAUGCACAAACCUUUCUCCCGUCAAAUUGAGCUCGAAUAAUUCUCGAAUAAGAGCCAGUACUUUAUAGAAUCAUAUAUCGUUUCUAUUUUUAAAACUUAUUGUUAUUUUUUUAACGAUGUCUUUAUACGUGCACAACGGGAUUUUUAUUAACAUACUGUGUUUACUCCUCCGACGCCGUCAAUAUCCUUACUGACUCUCUGUGAGCUGCAGCCCGCAGUGUGAGAUAAGACGUGAUGUAAAGCAUCGUAUGACCCCUAAACAAGAUUUCCGGAGGAAGUCGAAACAAUUGUCGGUAACGAUAUACGAUCACAUAGUGAUUUAGUGUUGGCAGAAAAAUCAGGUUAAGAGUCAAACCAGCUCCACAUUGGCUUACUGUGUAGUAAUUAAAUAAGUAAUUACAUGCAGUAGUUUCGUAAAAUUCCCGUUGUGCAAAAAAAAAAUACGGGCUACAUUGCCGUAUUUUUAUAUAAUCAUCGAUAUUGAGAGUUCCAAAAGCUUUUAUAUCUUUUACUUCGUCCAUUUUCACGCACCUAAUACAAAUACGCUCACCCCGAAAACUCUUAGCUCCUCCCUUAAACAGCGCUCAGUCUAUUUAACUAUGAUAGAUCAAUUUGGGACUCCUCGGAUACUUGGAGCCUUCCACUUUCACACUGUAUAUAUAAUAUAUAUUUCGUCAAUUUAAAAUCUUUGUGGAUAUACUAAAAGCUAUUAUUGUAUGUGAUAACAUUUUUUGAAUUUUAGUACAUGAAUUCUUUUGAAUUUUAAUAAUUAAAACAUUUUAUCGAUAUCGAUAGUUGUACAUCACUUUGUUUUAAAACAUUGCACUUUUUUUUACUAAGUUCACACUACAUUAUAUAAUAUUUAUACGAUUCAUAAUUAACCAAUCAGUGGAUAAACUCUACUCGUAGUGAUUACAUUGCUCUGUGGACUCUACAGAGUAGCGUAUAAAAAAAAUGUUUUUUUUUUCUAUUUGCGAUUGGUCUAUUUGUAGUUUUUAAAUAUAUUUAAAGACUGUUCACUACUCUAUGCGUGUGAAAUUUCCUUGGUCUCUACAGAGUCGAGUAUAAAGAAAUGUGAUGUGGUUGACCUAUCGUCACAUGCUGAAGACUAGGCAGCAUGGCCGCUGACCUUAGCCUGUUUCUUAUGGAACAAUCUUUAUUAAAAAAAAACUAUCUUCACAUCUGUCAUACACAAUACUGAUUUAAAUUAUUUUUUCAAUGUACGUAUAUCAAAGAUUUUUAUUUAAACUGAGCGAACAAGAAUAAAAAUGUGUAUAAAUGAAGUGAAAUUAAAAAAAUCAUGCCUUACUGUAUUACUAAAACAUAGUUAUUCCAUUUUAAUAGUAUUAUUGUGUAAUUAGUGUAAAUAAAAUGUUUAUUAACCGAAUUAUUGUUAAUUUUUAAUGUAAGAUACAUAUUGUUAUAUUCCGUUAAAACAUUUUUGCAACUUGAACAAAAUAAUAAAUAAUUGAUUAACUGUAAAGUUGGACAGGACAAUCCUUAGCUUAUCCAAUCCUUAGUUCGUCAAAAUAUAAAAUUGAUUGCUUAUUCGUGGCACUAGAAACAAGUCUUAAGUCCUUUCUACUGUACAAGAAUUUAAUGUUAACCAAAAAAUCAACCAAUCUGAUCAAACAGUGAAAAAUAUUUGUAUAUUAAAAUUUAAGCACCAAU
Galleria mellonella (greater wax moth) is the source of this 10314-nucleotide messenger RNA. RefSeq lists its product as uncharacterized. The transcript has 9 exons. The record is from RefSeq and is a predicted model, not a curated record. Gene Ontology annotation, molecular function: monocarboxylic acid transmembrane transporter activity. Gene Ontology annotation, biological process: monocarboxylic acid transport; transmembrane transport. NCBI's taxonomy places the organism in Eukaryota, Metazoa, Arthropoda, Insecta, Lepidoptera, Pyralidae. Bases 444 to 3593 code for a protein of 1049 amino acids.